AUGGUCUGGAUUCAAAAGACAAUCAAGCUCUCUCCCCGCUCAAAAGGCUGCUACCUAAUCCAAGAUGAGAUCCUCUCCGAUCUACCAGAGCUCAAGACCAUCAAAACCGGCCUCCUCCACCUCUUCAUCCAACACACCUCUGCCGCCCUAACCCUAAACGAAAACUGGGACUCCGACGUGCGCUCCGACAUGACCCGCGCUCUCGACCGUCUCGCGCCCGAAGACAGAAAGGGAGAACUCUAUGAUCAUUCAGCAGAGGGGUUGGAUGAUAUGCCGGCUCAUGUGAAGAGUGUGUUGGUGGGACCUAGUGUUAGUGUUCCGAUUGGCGGGGGAAAGUUAUUGACGGGGACUUGGCAGGGGGUUUAUUUGUGUGAGUUUAGGGCUGCGAGGCAUACGAGGAAGGUCGUUGCGACGAUUCAGGGGGAGACGAUGUAG
Messenger RNA from Saitoella complicata NRRL Y-17804, 435 nucleotides. Its product is annotated as UPF0047 domain-containing protein. The transcript is spliced from 2 exons. Lineage: Eukaryota; Fungi; Ascomycota; Saitoellomycetes; Saitoellales; Saitoellaceae. The record is from RefSeq and is a predicted model, not a curated record. The coding region runs from base 1 to 435 and encodes 144 amino acids.